CGCUCCAGAAGCAUCUCAGCCUCUCGCCAAGACACGCACGACGCACACGGCAGCACCAUGUCGAUUGUCAGCAUCGUCGCCAGGGAGAUCCUGGACUCCCGAGGAAAUCCCACCGUGGAGGUGGACCUCCGCACCGACAAAGGCGUGUUUCGAGCGGCGGUGCCCAGCGGCGCCUCGACGGGCAUCUACGAGGCUCUGGAGCUGCGAGACGGCGACAAGAGCAGAUACAAGGGAAAAGGCGUCCUGAAGGCCGUCGGACAUAUCAACGACACGCUGGGUCCUGCGCUUAUGGCCUCUGGCAUCAGCGUCGUGGAACAAGAGCAACUGGACAACAUGAUGAUCGAGAUGGACGGCACAGAAAACAAAUCUCAGUUCGGGGCCAACGCCGUCCUGGGCGUGUCGUUGGCCGUUUGCAAGGCGGGCGCCGCCCACAAGGACGUCCCCCUCUACAGACACAUCGCGGACCUGGCGGGAAACACUGAAAUGGUCUUGCCCGUGCCCGCGUUCAACGUGAUCAACGGAGGCUCCCAUGCCGGCAACAAACUGGCCAUGCAGGAGUUCAUGGUGCUUCCCGUGGGCGCAGAAUCCUUCAAAGAGGCGCUGAGGAUAGGCGCCGAGCUGUACCACACGCUGAAGGGCGUCAUCCAGCAGAAGUACGGCCAGGACGCCACCAACGUGGGCGACGAGGGAGGAUUCGCGCCCAACAUCCUGGAGAACAGCGAGGCUCUGGACCUUCUCCAGACGGCCAUCGAGAAGGCGGGUUUUACCGACAAGGUGGUGGUGGGCAUGGACGUGGCCGCCUCCGAGUUCUACCGCGAGGGGAAGUAUGACCUGGACUUCAAGUCCCCGCCAGACGCCGAGCGGCACAUCAGCGCCGAGGAGCUGGCCGACAUCUACCAGGGCUUUGUCAACAACUACCCGGUGGUGUCUAUUGAGGACCCGUUCGACCAGGACGACUGGGAGGCCUGGUCCCGUCUGACGGCCCGGGUGGGGAUCCAGGUGGUGGGCGACGACCUGACGGUGACCAAUCCCAAGCGGAUCGAGAAGGCGGCCGAGGAACGCGCCUGCAACUGCCUGCUGCUCAAAGUCAACCAGAUCGGCUCCGUCACCGAGGCCAUACAAGCGUGCAAACUGGCGCAGGCCAACGGCUGGGGCGUGAUGGUGAGCCAUCGCUCCGGGGAGACCGAGGACACCUUCAUCGCAGACCUGGUUGUCGGACUGUGCACUGGACAGGUAUUCACACACAGAUGCACACGCACACGCACACAAGGCUUCAUUUUGAUUUGUGUGUCGCAGAUUAAGACCGGCGCCCCCUGCAGGUCCGAAAGGCUGGCCAAGUACAACCAGCUCAUGAGGAUCGAGGAGGAGCUCGGAGACCAGGCCCGCUUCGCAGGACACAACUUUAGGAACCCCAGCGUCCUGUGAAAAUCACACCCCCACGCGCGCGCAUACGCUGAGCCAUGUAUGGAGGAUAUCUCGCACAA
Molecule: messenger RNA, 1484 nt
Organism: Syngnathoides biaculeatus (alligator pipefish)
Lineage: Eukaryota; Metazoa; Chordata; Actinopteri; Syngnathiformes; Syngnathidae
Product: gamma-enolase
Exons: 12
Coding region: 58-1425 (455 amino acids)
Biological process (GO): glycolytic process
Cellular component (GO): phosphopyruvate hydratase complex
Molecular function (GO): magnesium ion binding; phosphopyruvate hydratase activity
Source: RefSeq, a predicted model, not a curated record